ACCCGAGGUUUAACUUAGCUUUGGGAAGCGCACGUGUUGUUAGAUAACCGAUAUAACUUGAAUGACACGAAGAAGAGAAGGGAGUAGGUUUUGGAGGCAUACGUGUUGUUGGGUAACCGGUAUAUUUUCACUGUCACGAAGAAGAUGGGAGAGGUUGGUUUGGGAGGCAUUCAUGUUGUUGGGUAAUCGGUAUAACUUCACUGCCAUGUCGAGGAAAAGAGAGGUAGGCUUGGGAGGUAUGACUUGACUGUACGAAGAGGUGAGAAGAGGUAGGUACAUGUAGGGGAUCUGUGAGUCAUUAUAUGAAGGAAGGUUGCGAAACAACCACUAUGCUAUUUAUACUGAAUAUAAAUUCAAAAAGGGUUUCGUUUUUAAACACAUUUCUGUUUCACUUUGGAAACCUGACCUGGUGUUUUAUUCAUGAAAAACCUUGUUUACUUAUUGUAAACAUGUUGAACGUUUACAUCGUAAUGCGGUGGUUGUUUUCGAUAAACACAAAUAGCCCAGUGAGCAUGCAUGUUUUUAUAUUAUGUGUAAAAACAUGUAAAUGUUACAUGUCGCAUGCUGUGUAAACAUAUCACAUGUUUAUUAUCGUAUUUACAUGUUUAUUGGCUUUUUACACUCAAUACAAAAACACUCAUGCUUACUGGACUCUUUGUGUUUAUCGAAAACAUUCACCACAUUACCAUGUGAACAUCCGAAAUUUUUACAAUAAAAAGUUGCUGUUUUUUGUAUUCAUUAAAGCACCAGGACAGGUUUCCAGAUUGAAACAGAACACCUACUUUAGUGUGCAUGUAACUUCAGGAAGUAGAAACAUGGCUAUGUUUUUGUCAUGACACUUCCGUAUUUACAUGACAAUGUUGAUAAUGCCAAUCAUGAAAUGAAUCAUCGCAAUCAACACAGGAUUUUGCGCAAUUCUAAACCAGUGAAGGCAUUCAAUCUCACUGCAAAUUAACCAUGGUGCUUAAGGGUGUUUAUGUUGCUAUUAUUUUCGCAUUUACGUGAACCGGUAGAAUAAAGGCUUAACCGAGAUAAAGUGACAAAAAGCCGGGUUUACCGGGUUACAUGUGACUCCCAACUAGCAUACAAUGGUCGCUGAUCUGAUUUUGCUCUCUGUGCUGUAGUCUUAUUCUCUGGAGAAGAAGCACGCUUUUGCAGACCCAUUGGUGAUAAAAUAGCUGAAACCCAAAGAUAGCCAGUCACUAAAUCAUCGUAAUAAUUAAGUGAGAAUAAAACAGGCUUUUGCAAACAAACUGAUAAUAAUUCACGGUUUAAACACCGAGCAAAAUAUUAACGAGUGCACAACACAUAAGCUAUACUUUCCCCCCGCCAUAAUGCUGGCCACCGUCGUAUAAGUGAAAUAUUCUUGAGUAGGGUGUAAAACACGAAUCAAAUAAAUAGAUAAACAUAAGCUAGGUGUGUUAGAAUCAAGGCAGGGUUACACUGAUAACGAUUAUUUGAUUAAUUUAACUCCAGGAGCAUCACUUUAAUUGUCUUUACAGCUUGGGCCGGUCCUAAGUGUGUAGUCUACACUGAAUCCGUACAUUAUGCUGUUCUCAAAAGUUUUAAAACCUGCCCCGGUGAUCCCUUUCUAACAAUAAUCCAGCCGUGGAAACUUUUGAAUCGGGAAGACAAACUGACGCCUGUUAUGUGUCGUACCUCGUGGCUCCUUUAAGGUACAAGCUGAUCGUUCGAAAAUGUCCUCCCAGGGAACUUUGAGAAUUGCGUUGAGAAUUUGUUCUGUGUUUCCCCUGUUUUUUGUUGCUUUACAUGUACGGGUACUUUGGUCAUUGGAUUUCAUUGUCAACAAUUUAUUUAAAAAGCCAUCUUGUACUUGCCUAUGGUUUGAAUUCUAAAAAUGGCCCACAUAGGUUUAAGGCGUUUGAUUCAAGGUUAACAUUACGUUGAGAUGUAAUGUCUGUUUUUCUAGAAGCAGAUGACUUGGGGAACCAGUGCAUAUUAAUUAUCAGGACGGGCUCAAGCUGUAAGUAUGUGCCUCUUAAUAUGCUCAUUUGACAUCGUGGACACGACUAGACAUGCUUACCUCUGGAACCUGAACGACCCACACUGACUUGUGUCCUCGUGCGGAACUAUAGUCAGCAUUCACCAAUAACACUGUGUCAGGUGAUCGUUAGAUUGAUGUUAAACAUAUUUUAAAUAAAAAGAAUGUAUAUGCAUCAAGUACUAAUAGAUUCAGAAGCUGCACAAAAGGGACAGAGAUUUGGUAUUUUCUGACAUCCCUUCCUGUCUCUUCACCUGUCUUGACGCUAGUGACCGCUUCGGUGUUACAAGAUUUGGGUACAAAGUUUGCCAGUUAUACAUGCGGUGAAUGGGGAAUGGUAAGUUGGGUUCUCCUGCUCGACUGCAUAACAGCAGAGUAGAGACCUGUCAGACUAAGUUUACGUCUAAGAGAGCUAAAACACAGGAUGCAGUUUACUACAAUACAUUAACAUUAAUGUAAUUUAAAUACAGUAUUUAGAAGACACAUAGCAAGAAGAAAAUGCCUGAUGACUGAAAAAUGCAAAUGCAUGGACUUAGUGACUUGGUAUGGUGUGCUGUGUAUGUGGGUAUUGGACGUGGGCCGUCAAUUGUUUGAUUUCAGAGAACCUCAUUCUUCCUGGACACAGUCAUCACAGCAAAUUUGAAGCUGCCACACAGUAAUAUUUAUAUCUCAUUAAUUAUCAUUUUUCCCAUAAAAUGUUAUGCGAUCGGCGAGUCGAGGAGGAAAAGGCCUGGUUUGAGUGCGAACUGCACUUCCGCCGUCAGCGUAUCAGGAGAUCGCUACAAAUUAAUGUCGCCAAAGGGAUUUCCUGUUUUUUGUUUUUGUCCCGCGAUACGUGGAAUGCAAUGCGUGUGUAUAACAAAGACAAGCAACAACAACGAAAGAAGGGAGAAAACUCCACGCCUAUGAAGAAUGUCUGUAAGGGACGUGAGGAUGGAGGACUGGCGUGAUAGGAAAGGCAUGAAGGGCUGUCUGGAGUACUGCUUGGACAAUGAGCACCUCAUGGACAUUCAGUUCCGCUUUGUGGAAGAGACGCCGCUCCAAACAGCACGAGCUCACCGCCUGAUCCUCGCCGUCAGAAGUCCCGUCUUCGAAGCGAUGUUCUACGGUCCUCUGGCAGAUGGGGCAGACCACGUGGAUAUCACGGACAUAGACUCAUCAGCAUUUAGGGCUAUGCUAAGAUAUAUUUAUACCGACGACGUGGAUUUACUGAGAAAAGAUGUUCUUGGGAUCAUAAAAGCUUCCCACAAGUACUGCGUCCCUGGCUUAACUGACAAGUGCUCGGAGUAUCUUGUGAAUACCGUAACAAUGUAUAAUGCGUGCGAGCUUUUGGAAAACGCCACUUUGUUUGGAGUGGAAUGCUUACAGUAUCAAUGUCUUGCGAUAAUCGACUGCUACGCCAGGGAGGUGAUCAAAUCUGACGGCUUCUUAUCGCUAUCCCGCUCAAACGUCGAGCGAAUUUUGAGGGGAAAUUCCCUUCAAGCUGACGAGGCAGCCAUUUACCAAGCAGUCGUGGCCUGGACUGAAGCUGAAUGUCACAGGUUGUCUCUUGAUCCUACAGAUUUUCAGGUGCGGAGAAAAGUUGCCGACCCCCUGGUUAAACUCAUCCGGUUCCCAAUAAUACCACAAAAGACAUUUUCGCAGGAGGUUGUAGGAUCACCUUUGGGUUUGCUAUCGACUGAGGAAACUAUCAAACUCUUUCAGAUGUUCACAAGCCGGAACACCGUUAGCGAGGAGUUCAAUAGUACGCCGCGCAACGACAGAAGUCACAUCGAAAUAUUGAGGUUCGAGGAGGACGGACAUUGUCGAUUCUGGUACCAAGGUCUGGAGGACAAGUUUGAGUUCUCCUGUGACCAGAAACUAGUUUUCACAGGUGUUUCAUUCAAGGGAAGCAUCCAGCGGUGCGGUUGUUCUGGAAACUUAGAAGGUUGGUUGCAGAUUUAUGACAUAAGCUCGGACGAAGCCCUGCUCGUAUAUGACAAGGCGGUCAAACACCACCAGCGCCCACCAUCCGACAAACCGGGCCCCAAAGCAGCGAAGGAGUCUAUUUACGACGUGAUUAUUGAUUUUGACAAGCCAAUAUUCAUCUCUCCUGGUAUGAAAUUUGAAGUGCUUCUUAAAAUUAAUUCAAGCUAUAACGAAUGCGAAUGCAACGAAAUUUGUGACUGCUACGACUUGCUGUCUAACAAGAAACCGUUGGAGAAGUUCCAAUAUCGCGACAUCAUUACGACUUUUGAAGGUAAAGGUGAGGCUAUUAUUAAAGGACUUUCAUUCCAUCGGUGGCGAUAAGACUGGAGACUCUUGUGCUCAGAUCAGGUGAAUCUUGUAUCUAGACAACUUACAACAACAUGUGCCUUUAUAGCUUGCAUUUUUCUCACAAAAUAUCAAAACAAUUGAGCGCAACAUGACCACCAGCCUGUGAAAUGCCAAAUUUAUAUGGGUGGAUGAAAACGAAAUGUCCGCAGAGAACGACCGAACUUUGAUAAGCCACUAAGGAACUUUUCAACUUGUGACAUGUGACACGUACACCAUAAUGGUAGAAAACCAGUUGUCGCUCAGUUGUCCUCAACAAACGUCAAUAAACGAGAGUCUUUGAUCGAUUGGCCAAUGAACAGUGAGAGCAGGGAAGUUUACAAUUUCCUUGUCCAAGUUCGGAACUAGAGAAAGGCUGCAGUUUUUGUUUAUGAUGUAUGGUAUUUGUAGGCCCACACGUACUUGACAUAGGAGUAUUUUAUUUCCGAUCGCAGUGCCCUCCGACUUUAUGGAAAUUAACCUCCCACAGUGUAGAGAGCAGUUAUACACCUUUGUGUGACUGGAGCAGAUUUUCAGUAUUGGUGUGACCAAAAAGCAAAUCAUUUAACUAUUACACUGGUGCCGUAGCUAUAAAGAAGUUCUAAGAAGCGUAGGGAUCUGGGCCUGUGAACGUGGGUGUGUCUUGGGAGAGCACAGUUAACACUGCUAAUGCUAGCAGAAGGUAGUGGGAAUUUCCCUGUAACUUAGUUGGUACAGCGCUGGACUGUGGAGGCCGGAAUUCACAUCCCGAUGUGAAACACGUAAUAAAUCGUUCAACCAUGAUAUAUGAUUAACAUUGCUUUGUAUAUACCGUAAACAGGUGAUACUGCGAUAUGCUCAGAAACAUAUGAUGUAAAUAUACAGAUGUAAAUGUUAUAUUUUUUUACUGAGGGUUCAUGUAUCAUUGUGACUGAGCUAAAUAUUAAGUACUUUGUUAUCUCAAAUCAGGAAUAAAAUGAUACUCUUUCAUGUGUUUUAUGAAAUGCUGGGGUUGUGGAUUGCAUACUCAUUUUUAUUCCUG
This is a messenger RNA of Liolophura sinensis, 5315 nucleotides long. Its product is annotated as BTB/POZ domain-containing protein 6-like. NCBI's taxonomy places the organism in Eukaryota, Metazoa, Mollusca, Polyplacophora, Chitonida, Chitonidae. Gene Ontology annotation, cellular component: cytosol. Gene Ontology annotation, biological process: neurogenesis. The record is from RefSeq and is a predicted model, not a curated record. The coding region runs from base 2915 to 4291 and encodes 458 amino acids. Gene Ontology annotation, molecular function: protein binding. The transcript is spliced from 3 exons.